Messenger RNA from Quercus lobata, 2389 nucleotides. RefSeq lists its product as uncharacterized. The transcript is spliced from 2 exons. The record is from RefSeq and is a predicted model, not a curated record. Bases 56 to 1501 code for a protein of 481 amino acids. NCBI's taxonomy places the organism in Eukaryota, Viridiplantae, Streptophyta, Magnoliopsida, Fagales, Fagaceae.
UAUCAUAUCCAGCCCCGCCGACACACCGCACAAAAGAAACUGGGCAGUUUCAAUCAUGUCUCUCUUAGGUUGGAGAUGUGGUGGGGCGCUGUUGUUGAAGCUGAAGUUGAAGUUGAAGUUGAAGUUGAAGUUGAACACUAUAGCUGCUGCUUCUUCUGCUACUGCAAGUGCUAGUACUACUUCUUCUUCCCUCAUAAAUCUAAUCCGCCACAACAGUAAACGUUGCUUAUCCUUCGCCAGCAACCAUGAAGAAGAAAAAAAUUCUCAUUCUCAAUGUCCUCAUCAGCACAGCAGCAGCAGCAAAGCCCGAAUCUUGGUACGCGGCCGCAACCGCGGAGAUAAAGGUAUGGAUUUUUAUUCUGCAGAGAUGCUGGAUGAGGGAGGCAGCGUUAACAUAGGACCCGCCACUCUUGUUGCCACGGUUCCUUUUGACUAUCUUUAUGGAGACGAUGAUGAAUAUUGUAAACUCGUCAAUGGUUUUCUUUGUUUUCAAAAUAAGGAAGCUGUAAAUAUCUUGAAUCUCAGCGCUCCCCCACAGAGUUUGGCUCUUUGUAGUCCAGUAAGCAACUUUCAAUUUAGCGGUUUGGGCUUUGAUCCUUUGUCCAACCAAUUCAAGUUCUUCAGUUGGCCUAGGGGCAACAGAGAAUCUCCUAGCAUUUUCACGUUUGGUAACUGCAAUGGCAACGGCAACGGCAACGGAGGAAGUAAUAGUUGGAGACAGUUAGCUCCUGAAGAAUUCUACGGAGCUGACUUAUUAUGUAAUAAAUUUUUUCGUAACCAAGUUGGUGUUUCUGCUAAUGGUGCACUGUAUUGGCUUACCUAUUGGGUUACCAAUCGUGACAGACUGCCACCCAAAAUAGUGGCAUUUGAUCUCCACGACGAGAUUUUUAGAUUAGUCCCUUAUCCUGAUGGUGCUAAACCAGACAUUCGCAACCAUGAUGGACAUCUUGCUGCGGUUUGUGGACGCUUGGCUUUCAUAGAAAAGUUGCAGCCUGACAAAUUGAAUAUUUGGAUAUUGCAGGAGGACUACCACAAUUGCAACUACUCUUGGGUUAAACAAACUAUUCGUUUUCCUUUUGAUUGGUCUAAACUGAAGCGAUGGAGUCGCAUUCUUGCCAUCAACACUAACACCGAUGAGAUCUUUCUGGAAUUAGAUGUUAACCAUUGCUCUUUAGUCUGUUAUAAUACAAAGACAGAAAAUAUGAAGCGACUUGAAAUCACGGGAUUGCCUCAUUGGUCGGAACCUGUCCAUUGCAAAUUGGUCGGCAUUUCCUUCGAUGAUGAGAGAGGGCUUCUAUUCAGUAUUUGGUUUUUGAGUUUAAAUUGGGUCUGGUCAUGGCCCAAUUUAAACUCAAAAACCCCAAAUCUUAUCUCCUCUCCUUUUAGCACCGGAGCUCCACCCUGCCACAUACACCGCCGCCUACGUUUUGCUGAAGCCUUAAAAAUAUGUUGGAGCCGUCGUGAGUGUGGUGUCGCAGCCUCAAGGAAUAUUCUUUUAUGAUUUUUUUUUUUUUCCAAAUUUUAGAUUUCGAAAUAUUGAUGGGUUUGGGUUGUUUUUUGGAUAUCAAUCACUUGAUUUGGUAUAGGUUUUUCUGUUUUUUGGUAUUUUAAUGGGUUCUGAUUAGAUUCUUAAGUGGUAGCCUAAAAAAGAAUCUGAUUGUGAGAAUAUCAUAACAGAAUUAGAAGUACAUUGGCAGAUGCUAAUGACAUACUUGAUACAAACUUGGACAUAGUUUACUUUAAAAAGACUGGUUAUCUUUCUAGAUGUUCCAGAUUUGUUGGUGAGAAUGUCAAACUAGGGUUGAUGAUAAAUAACCAAAAAAAAAGAAAAAAGAGAGAGACUACAUUGAUGACAGCAAGCAUGACUAAAAGUUUCCCAUGAGGUUUGAUAUUUCUAUUGCUUUGUUGUGUAGUUGUGCCCUUCGUUUUGUAAUGACUUCUUUUCUCAAGACUCAAGUGGGUUUUUAAGUGUUUUUAUUGUCUAGAUUUUUCUGCUAAUGUUGGCUGCAGCUUAAUUUGUUUUCCCAGCUGUGAUGCAGAUAAGGUGGUUUUGAAUACUUAAAAGGAAAACUGCCCUACUAUCUUGACUGAAAUCUUGGAGCAUGUGGCUUGAGCUAGUGAACAAUCUUUCAUCCUAUGCCAACAUGGAAAUGAAGCCUAAAAAUCCUGUAUUUUGAAAAACAACUGAAUCAUCAAAACUUUCAUAUUGUGAAUUAGAAACUUUUAGAAAGAACUGUGAUAGGUUUUAUUUCAAAUAAAUUUCCAAUCCUAUGAUCCUCUCUUUGUACAAUAUAUCGUGACAAGUUUUAUUUCAUAUGAAUGAAUUCUAAAUUAGAGACCUUUAAAUAGAAUUGUGACAAUUUUAUUUUCUAAUAUAUUCCCAAACCUA